Messenger RNA from Thermochaetoides thermophila DSM 1495, 972 nucleotides. RefSeq lists its product as uncharacterized. The transcript is spliced from 2 exons. Lineage: Eukaryota; Fungi; Ascomycota; Sordariomycetes; Sordariales; Chaetomiaceae. Bases 1 to 972 code for a protein of 323 amino acids. Gene Ontology annotation, biological process: ubiquinone biosynthetic process. Gene Ontology annotation, cellular component: mitochondrial inner membrane; mitochondrion. The record is from RefSeq and is a predicted model, not a curated record.
AUGGAGGUAGUCUUUAGACGCCCUGCGGCCGCAAUUAGCCGCCCGAAAGGCCUCAAGCCUGCGGCUUCUGUCCUCGUCACUGUCUCUACUUCCUCUCCCCUCUCGCAAUCGCAGCUCCAGCUCCAGCUCCAGCCUCAGCAGAGGCGCCCCUUCACCUUCUCCUCCCUCACCCGUCCCCCACCAAAUUACCCCGGCCAUGUCCCUCUCAGUUUCAUAGAAAAGGCCGCGCUGGCCAUCGGCUCGGGAUUGAUGUCGUUGCGCGAUCCCAGGCGAGGCGAUCUAAUCGCCGCCUUCGCCGAAGCCACCGCAACGCCCUACUUUAUCUACCGUCUGCGCGACGCCAUGUUGUCUCACCCAACUGGCCGGCGCAUCCUGCGCGACCGGCCGCGCAUCACCUCGACGUCUCUCAACCUGCCCCAUCUCCGUUCCUUACCGCCCAACACCGUCGGCCGGACGUACGUCGAGUGGUUGGACCGGGAGCACGUCUCGCCCGACACGCGCGCGCCAGUCAGGUACAUCGAUGACGAGGAGUGCGCUUACGUUAUGCAGCGGUAUAGGGAAUGUCACGAUUUUUAUCACGCGCUGGUCGGGCUGCCGACGGUGAGAGAAGGGGAGGUGGCGCUAAAGGCGUUCGAGUUCUGCAACACUUUGCUCCCGAUGACCGGAUUGAGCGUGUUUGCGGCGGGGACGCUGAAGCCCAGGGAGAGGAAGAGGUUUUGGGAGGUGUACUUGCCGUGGGCGGUAAGGAAUGGGCUGCGGGCGAAGGAGAUUAUUAAUGUGUAUUGGGAGGAGGAGCUGGAGAGGGAUGUGAACGACUUGAGGGCUGAAUUGGGGAUUGAGAUGCCGCCUGAUAUGAGAGAGUUGAGACGGCGGGAGAGGGAGGAGAGGAGGAGGAGGAAGGCUGAGGAGGAGGAGGCGAGGAGAAUGGCUGCCAUGGAGGCUGCGAAGGCGGCUCAGGGGCAGAGGCAGUAA